GACUAAAUAGCUUUUAGCUAAUUAGCUAGUUAGCUUCUGGAGGUUCUUGAAUGUGUUCAAAAAUUUUAAAAAAAUAAUAAUAAUAGCGAUACCGUAUCACAUUGGGUGAAGCAGGUUACCGGAACAAAGAGUGUUACCUCUUUACUAUUAAAGUGUAUUGCUCUCUGUUUAUGACUGAUAAUAGGACGUAACACAGGGAUGAGGAGAAAACAAUCAUUUGGAUCCUACACAACACGUUGUUGUACCUAAAUAAUUCCACAAGAGGGCGACAUAUAAACAUUUCUUAAAACCAAAUAACCUCUACUGCCUUCAGUCCAUGACGUCCCCGAUUAACUAAAAGUCUGCGUCUGCAAAAAUGCUCUUUUAUCAUAACUCGACAUGAGAGUAGCAAAGCCAAAACAGUCAAUGACAUGCUUUUCGGGAUAUACAAUUAGCUAUGGUGGAAGAAAAGGUAAGUGAAAUAUAGGGGAAGGUAGAACAUGUUUUACAGUAAGUUUAAAGUUGUUAUCACCAAUUUAGCUCUGAUAGGCCUUCUGCAAUCCAAGCUUUUGGGAUCGUACUCAAGGCUACUUGGUUUAGGCCUGGCUAUAGCCUAGGGAUACAGUCCAAUAAUAUCUCCCUUCUCCUGAAGUGUACACUCUCGUUCGCUUCUUCCUACAAAUCUAAAAUCAUUGGAUUGGUGGAGGCAUGGGCUAGAGAGGAAUAUGCUACCAAAUAGCACCUUAUUCCCUAAUGUAGGCCUACUUUUAAGGAAUGCACUAUAAGGAAUAGAUCAAUGAACUGGCUCACUAAAUGGGGUACCGAAAUACAUCCAAAAGAGGUCGACACGAAAUUAGACUAGGUUUAUUUCUGUUUUGACCUACUGAGUCGCAGUGCUUAGUGAACAGAUUUCAAUGUGGGCCUAGCUGUAUCGAAAACGGUUGAUGGGGAAAGUGUGUAAUCUGAUCAAUAUAUUUCCCCCCCAAUAUUAAUGAGAGAAUGGGAAUGUGCAUAAAGGUCUAACAUUCCAUGACGUGGUAUGAAGUUCUUAAUUCGUCAGUGGCUGCAAUAUUGUCCUCAGUAAACUCAACAUGAGUGAAAACAACACAGACAAGGACAAGUUUUUCGAGAUAUAAAAAAUACUGUAUGCUAUUAUGGAUGAAGAAAAGGUAGGUUAAAUGACACUAAAUAUUUGGGAAUGUAACUAAGGAAAACGUCAUUUAAGAUAACAUAGGCUAUUGCAAAACAAAUGUCUAAUUCUCUCUAUUAAGUCAAUCACCAGUUUAGCUCUGAUAUGGCUGUAGUUCUAUGAUGUCCUUUGCAAGAAUCUAAUCUGACAUUGACAUGAAAUUCCUAUGUCCUUCAGGUAGUACAGAGAGAUGAUGAUGAUCCCCCGAGGGAGGGGAGGGAGGUUGUUGAGGAAGAACCAGUGGCCCAGCUCAAGAAGGAGCCCAAGAAGACAGGAAAGGUGAAGAGGAAAAGUAGUGCCAAGAAGUCAGGGGAGCAGGGCACUGAUACGGAUGCAGGAUUGAGGAAUAAACACCCGGACAGAGGAUCUGUUAUUGAGCUCUUGGAGAAGAAUGCUUUUAAGGCUGCAUUCGGCCCAGGCAACAAAGAUGAGAUGGAGGACUGCUACCCAAUCCUCAUCUCAUUCAUGCGCAAUCUUACUGAUGAGCAAUGGCAAGUGAUCUAUAAAGGAUUUAAAAAACCUAUGACAAAGGAACAGCUUGCAAAAUUGUGCAAGACCAUUGUCAACUUCAUUGCACAGACCACCCUGCAGAUCCUGCUGCCGGCCCUGGCCCGCAUUCUAGGGGUGACGGGCUUUUAUGACAACGCUGACUCACUCAAGAGGGGUGGCAGUGCAAGAUCCUUCACUGCCUUUGAGCAGAAAAGACUGGAGCUCAUCCAGGAAGUUAAAUAUUUGGCGAAGUAACUGUGGCGGCAGGGCUCUCCGACCAAGGUCUAGCACACCCUCUUCCAAGAGUUCCCAGACCUCACUGAAAGUCCACCUGGGAAUGCCAGAGGACAGUAUCAUCAGCAGUGUCCAGGAGCAACUGUCAAAAUCUGACCAAAUGGUGGCUGCAGGACAGCUUUCACAAAUAGAUAAAGUGGUUGGAACUAUGCUGGAGAACAUUGAGAAGAUAAGCAGCGAAUGUGGCGAGGAAUUGGUCUAUCAAGAGUCACUGCGGUCUUCCUCCUCGUUGUCAUUCUCAACUGCCAAAUCACAGAAGACAGAGUGGGAAUUUGCACUCCCUGGCACUCCCAUUCCUUCUGAGUUACCCGAGAGUACUGCUCAGCCCAUUGUAAGAUGUUCAGUCAUUGACAUGAGCGAAUCUACUAAGCCAAAAACAAUGGUGUGUGAUGCCAGAACAAGCAUGUUUGCCAUAGCCGAUACCGUCAUGAAGAAGGUAUAUCCAGAGGCAGAAGGGCAGGUUACAUCUCACCCUGAUCUAACAGAUGCAAUAGCUAGACUGGAUGAGCUCAUAUAUCAGGGUAGGAUUGGUGCCCUCUCCUGUGAUCUCAGUCACCAAGUCACCCGCAUAAUUUCUGAUAGCAACUUGACCCCUCUGGGACUGACAGUGGCGGCUGGAAAGAGUGCAUCUGAUAUCAUCCUUUCGAAGCUGAAGAGGAAUGACAAGGUGGGGAAGCCCACAACUUACGAGCUGGUUCAGCUGUUUGUAGAGGAGUCUGUUAAGUGCCUCCUGCUUCCUAGUUUUGUGCCCUAUUCAACUUCAAUGAGUUUGGCUCAGGGGGCCACGGUGUUGGCUACAGUGUCUGAAGAUAGAAUUUCUAGCUCUUCUUCUUCAUCAGUUUUUAGUGACAGUCAGUCUCUUUACCAAAGUUAUGGUAAGCCAGGUCAUGUACUCUGUGGAUUCUGAUGCAGAAAGUAGAGGAUCCUCUCCAACGGAAUCUCUCCAAACAUCUGAAACCACUAUAUCUGAUGUAGGCAAUCUAUUGAGUGUCAAGUCCUCCCCUCGGCUGUCUCCUUCUGGCGCCAUUAUGGCAACAAGCGAGACCUCCAAUGCAGCACAAAUCUUGAAGGCCAACAUUGAUGGAGAGGAAGUGGAUACCACCAGUCAUUCUGGUGUAGCUCAAAACAUUCUCAGGGACGAUAUGUCAACCAGCCCAGACAUGGUCAAAGAUGUCACACUUUCAACCCCAUCCUCUGAUAACUUGUUAUGAUCUGGCGCCGACAGAGAUGGCCGCCUCGCUUCGCGUUCCUAGGAAACUAUGCAGUUUUUUGUUUUUUUACGUGUUAUUUCUUACACUAGUACCCCAGGUCAUCUUAGGUUUCAUUACAUACA
Molecule: messenger RNA, 3284 nt
Organism: Oncorhynchus mykiss (rainbow trout)
Lineage: Eukaryota; Metazoa; Chordata; Actinopteri; Salmoniformes; Salmonidae
Source: RefSeq, a predicted model, not a curated record